UGAUAUGCUAGUGGCCAUAGAACGGUUUCACAUCCAGACGGAACCUCGAACUUCACCCGCCUGGCUGUUCGAGAAAACGACGCGACGUGAGACGCGUCAGAAAAUAGACACAUAGUCAAUUCCACUAUCACACCUUUCAGCUUCGAACUGUCCAAAGAGGCACUUAAGCCACGUCGAAAACAUGCCCAUGUACGGUGACUUGGGUAACAAACUGGUCCAGCAUGCCAAGAGGACACAGAACUUGAGCCAUCUUCCACCUUAUCAGACCGAGCUUGUCCGUGCAGUGGCCCGAGAAAUCCGGGAUCUUGACAAAGACGUCGCCAGUUUACUUGAACCUUUCCAGGGGUCAUUUGAUCCUUCCGCCGAACAGGCCACCGCGUGCACGCUGCUGGUCAACCACCUUUCAAUGCGAAGGAACAAGCGCUGUCUGCUCGCCUAUCACCGAAUCCGAACAGACAAGCUCGAGGAGCUGGUGUGGAAUGGAGCCGAUAUCCUCGACCUUGCCGGCCAGACGACAGGAGGGCCCAAGGGCGUGACGGAGGGCAAUGAAGGGGGCGGGACCACCAGCAGUCUUAGUCCCCAGGAAGAGGAUUAUUUUCGACAGUUUGGAGAUUUGUUGGCCCUCUACAAAGGCCAAUGGACGGAUAUCGAUCUCACAGGCAGUCUCGAACCCCCACGAGACCUUUUUAUCGACGUCCGAGUGUUGAAGGAUGCGGGCGAGAUCCAAACCGAAUAUGGGGCGAUCAACCUGACAAAGAACAGUCAAUUCUAUGUCCGGCAAGGAGAUGUGGAGCGUCUGAUUGUGCAGGGAUAUUUGCAAAAGCUGGGUUGAACAAUAUCGACCUGGCAUCGAUGAUUUGAGACCGGAGCUUGUUGCUGCAGACCAGCAAUGGAAAACUGCUAUCGGCAGCGGUUGCCGACAGGUUGACAGACCCCUCGCUCUUUCCUGACCAUUGACGGCGUGGCGCCUUCCGAACAGUACCGGAGAGGGAGUGACGGACUCAAUGGCUUCGACCAGAAGCCAUAUGCAAUGGUCAUUGAUCAGCAGCUAGAUGUUGGAGGGAGCGCAAAGGACCGACUCAAAAGGGUUGCGCCGCACACACAGAGCUGACCAGUCCUUGUACUACGACGACGGCCAAAGGUGACUUCAACCAAAUAUUUUGAGUCUCUGUGGGGCAAGGAGUUACCAUCUACUUUUUCUCAAUGGCUGGACCAUUGAUGAAGGUUUGAGAAGUGCUUGCAUCGACAAGGGACCAUGAGCCCACAACCAGACGGUAGCACAGUUUGUAAGUUGCGGGAAGGAUGAGGGAAAGGUUACUUUGACGGCCAGACCAUUGAUUCAGGAACCCACACGGAAUUGCCGCGGUGGACGACGGCCGAACGUCGAGGCUGGAGUGACAGCCAGCAAGGGGUUUCACAAGGCCCUUCAAAUUUUUUCACCAACCAGUGGCCAAGUUUUCUGGCAUGGCAACACUGUGUUUGUGGCGGCUGAUAACAUCCUUUUUUCAGUAUAUUGUUUCGUUGAUGGCAGAUACUGAGAAUCAACCCGAGUAAAGAGAAGAGGUACUGACUAGUCCUUGAUUUGUCAAACUACAGCUAAUAGGGCCCAUCUGAAGAAGGCGAUAAGAACAGUCAUAGGGUUAUGUAAACUUUUGACCGUUAUUGCCGUGUGCUCGCUGUCAGUCUGUCACACGUGGAGCUGAAUG
Messenger RNA from Neurospora crassa OR74A, 1706 nucleotides. RefSeq names its product DNA replication complex GINS protein psf-1. Gene Ontology annotation, biological process: DNA strand elongation involved in mitotic DNA replication; DNA replication. Gene Ontology annotation, cellular component: GINS complex. The transcript has 3 exons. The record is from RefSeq and is a predicted model, not a curated record. Lineage: Eukaryota; Fungi; Ascomycota; Sordariomycetes; Sordariales; Sordariaceae. The coding region runs from base 182 to 832 and encodes 216 amino acids.